AUGUUGCAUUCGGAAGUCAUCGGCGCUGUCGUCCUCGCCUGCAAUGGGGACAGGACAGCAGCAUACCAAGACCCAAUAACGUAUGAAGCCGGCCCAACCCUCACCACCCCUCUUGGAGAGGUAUCGUCAUACCAACUGUACACGCAGCAUUUCCAGUCUCACGAACCUACUUUCAAUCUACAGGUCCAAUCCUACCAGCUCGGUGCACAGCUACGAGAUAUUUACUUGGACCACGACAGCCCCUCACGCAUCUUCGGUGUCGAUGCUGACCUUGUUGACUUCAGCCAAAUCCAUGUAAUCAUCAAAGCAGGUGCAGAAGGUCCGGCAGCUUUCAGCUCUGGCAUGGGGCUCCUGCAAGGGCUCUUCCCUCCAAGCACAGAUCAUAAUAUUCUGCUCUCUAAUGGAACCAAGGUUGUCGCGCCUCUCGGGGGCUACCAAUACGUCCCAGUUGAAACAGUCGACCCGAGCAAUGAUCACUCUCUGGAAAGCUGGAUAGACUGUCUUGCGUUCGAAAAGCAUGUAAAGGAGGUGCAAGAAUCGUCCGAAUUCAUGCAAGCUACAAGGGCAUCGCAGCAGUUCUUCAACGUGAUGCAAGAUUUUAUGGUUGGAAGAGCUGCUAGCUUGGAGAAUGCGUACAACCUCUGGGACUUCGUCUCAACCCAGCGCACUCAUAAUAUGACCUAUGCUUAUCGUCUUCCUCCUACUCUCGUUGAACAGGCGCGAGGAUGGGCCAACUUCCGAGAAAAUCUUAUCUUUUCCGACCCUGAGCCGACCGGGAUUGGGAAUAGUCGAACUGCGCUCAGUCCUAUAAUCGGCUUCCUCCAGGAUAUCGCAUAUAAUGACGAGCCUCUCAAGCUCAUGAUCAUCGAGGCUACUUAUCAACCUUUCAUAUCGAUGUUCCACAUGACUGGAGCAGUAGACGCUCUUCAUGCGUUAGCUGGAAUUCCUGACUUCGGGUCUGCUCUUGUCAUUGAGCUCCGGCAAACGCAAGACGCAGACACGCGCCACGCCUUACGUUUUAGAUUUAAGAAUGGCACUGUCAAGGAUUUUAGAACUUUAGAAAUCUUCGGGCACAGGGAUGACAUCCCGCUUACUGAGUUUAUCUUUCGUCUCGAGACCUCGAUUAUCAACACUCGCGAUCAAUGGGCUAAAUCCUGUGGCGUUCGCUCGCUCUUGCCCGAGCUGCAGGGGGCUGCCGGUAGACCCGACGUCGUUGUAAAGGCGGGAUGUGGUGUCGCGCUUGUCUGCAUCUUGACGCUUGCGCUGUGGCUGCUGUAUAAGGCCAAAUUUGGAAGCGCUAAGCAUUUAACCUAUCUUGAAUUACGGGAUGAAGAGGCCGCAGCGGACCUGUUUCCCAUCAAUAUCUUUGACUCACCAUGA
This is a messenger RNA of Fibroporia radiculosa, 1380 nucleotides long. RefSeq lists its product as uncharacterized. The transcript has 8 exons. NCBI's taxonomy places the organism in Eukaryota, Fungi, Basidiomycota, Agaricomycetes, Polyporales, Fibroporiaceae. The record is from RefSeq and is a predicted model, not a curated record. Bases 1 to 1380 code for a protein of 459 amino acids.